UCCUUUUUUAGUUCUGUAGAAAUUUGUUACACUGCGUAAGUUAAUCAUCAACUGUAGGGAGGAGCAACAAGCGAAUUUUUUUAUGAUGCUCCAGCCGUUAAAGUUAAUUCCGAAGAGGAGAAAUUUAAAUUGAAGGAGGAGCUACACAAGUCAUAUGAAGAACAGCUUAAGAGAAUAACCGAGACGGUAAUGAUUUGCGAUAUCAUACAUUAAUUUGUGCAUAAUUCAUCAUAAACUCGCAUGCAUCUGUUUUUUUAUGUAGGUUAAUUUGAAGCUAAAAGAGAGCUCUGAUAAGCUCGCACAACAAAUAGCAGAGCAGGUAAAUGCUCGACUCAAGGCAGAAAUUAUGACACUUUCCGCUCAAGUGAAAUCAAAUGAUGAAAUGUAUAAGAUGAGAUUGGAGUUAUUAGAGACUGCUCAUCGAAAGGAGAACGAGAAACAGAGGCAGCAACGACAUCAAAUAGUAGUAAGCCCAUGCGCUUUAUUAUCUGUUAUUAAUAAGAGUAUAUAUAUGCUUUAAAAACCAUUUCCGGCAUUUACUUUUAAACUUAUGUAUGUUUGUGUAUUUCUUUGUCCAUGUUGGGGUUCAAAUUAAGUCCCCUGCACCUCCAAGUGAGGUUAAAACUAUAUUAUUAGUUGGAAAAACAGGUAAUGGGAAAAUUGCAACAGGAAAUAGCAUCAUUGGAAGAAAGUUAUUCAAGUCAAUGUCUGGGCUUGCUCCCAACUUUUCUACUUCUGAGCAAAUUAAACUAGAAAAUGGCCAAACUCUGAAUGUGAUUGAUACUCCAGGAUUAAUUGAUUCUGGUGAUACUGAAUUUCUUCAAAUGGAAAUUGCUAGAUGCGUUGAUUUGGCAAAUGAUGGUUUCCAUGCUAUUGUUCUCGUCCUGACAGUCCGAUAUCGCUUUUCAAGAGAAGAUGAAGCAAUUCUGGAAUUCAUAUCUUCUUUUUUUGGUCCGAAAAUUAUUGACCAUAUGAUUGUACUUUUCACCGGUGGUGAUGAAUUUGACGAUGAUGUGACUCUUGAUCAUUACUUGGAAUAUUAUCACCUUGAACCCUUGAAGGAAAUUCUGAGGAAGAAUGGGAACAGACGUGUGCUCUUUGAUAACAAAACAAAAGACGAAUUCAAGAAAUCUAAACAGUUGAAGAAACUUCUUAUCUUAGUAGAUGCGGUUGUAGAUAAAAAUGGUGGAAAACCGUAUACAAAGAAGUAG
Erythranthe guttata (spotted monkey flower) is the source of this 1211-nucleotide messenger RNA. The record is from RefSeq and is a predicted model, not a curated record. Lineage: Eukaryota; Viridiplantae; Streptophyta; Magnoliopsida; Lamiales; Phrymaceae.